UUUCGAUCCCGUUUGUUUUGAUUGUCUUUUUGUAAUGGAGGAAUGCAGCGAAUUGCGACGGUACGAGCUCGAAGCCAUGGAAGCAGUCUACGCUGAGGACUGCACCAUUGACUAUGAACGCAGCAAGGGGACAGUUUGCAUUAAGCUUGCUGAGGACCUCUGUGAAACAGCUACUAGAAACAGCUUUGGCAGGGCCAUUCACCACCUGCCGCCAGUGCAGCUCAGCUUCACUCUGCCGAGCCUCUAUCCGUUGCAGUGCCCGCCGGAGAUCAAGGUAGCUUGCGACUGGCUGACUCCAGAGUCGCUUGUAAGCAUCACACAGCUCCUGAACACGAUCUGGUCUGAAGAUGGCGGCAGUGGUGUUCUGGACAUAAUGGUCAGCUCGGUCCGAUAUGAUCUCGAUGCAGCCAAUCUCCAGGUCUUGCCUGAAUCACUAGACAGGAUCAUGUCGUUUGACAAGCUCAAGGAGAAGGAGGAUUUUGAGUCGCACACCUAUCCAUGCAUGAUCUGCAUGGAAAAACAGUCAGGCAAGCAUUGCGUUAGACUAUCAUGCUCGCAUAUACACUGUCGCCAAUGCAUGGCUGGGUAUCUGGGCAUGCUAAUCGACGAAGGGAGCGUGGUUUCGCUACGGUGUCCACACCCAGACUGCCGCAAGCCCAGCUCGUCAUCACGGAUCACAGCCGAGGAGCUCGAGGAUCUGGUGGAUGCAGCACAUGUCCUGCGAUACAAGGAUCUUUUGGACAAGCGGCGAGUCGAAAUAGACGGUGGGUACGCGUGGUGUCCGCGGCAAGGGUGCGGUAGAGCCGCUAAGCGCGACUCCUCGGUCGACAAGCUCUGCGUGUGCUCGUGCAGGUUUGCGUUCUGUCUCAUGUGUAGCAGCGUGUGGCAUGGCACAAACUACUGCAAGGUGAACAACCAGCAGGUGAUUGUCAACAAGUACAGGGCGGCGCUAGAGUCAAAUCCAGAUGCGGUGAGGCAGAUGGAGAGGCAGUACGGCAAAACUGUGCUGGCCCGCAUGCUGAAGGCGGUGCUGGAAGAAGAGGAGACCAUGGAGUUUAUCCGCAGCUCCACGCAGCAAUGCCCGUCAUGCUCUUUGGCAAUAGCAAAGUCGUAUGGAUGCAACCAUAUGGUUUGCUCGCACUGCAACACACAUUUCUGCUACCUGUGCGGUGCGUUCAUUGACAAGGGCGACCCGUUCAUCCAUUUCAACGACAAGGGGUCAAAGUGCCACAUGCGCCUGUUUGAGGGUAUCGUAGAGGACGAACAGACUGCAGAGGAUGCAGAGGAUGCGGACGAGGCAGAGGCUAACCUGCUCAUCAACAUGGCUUUAGGCGACGACUAGGAAUAUUUUUAGAUUCACAAGCUGUUCGCUCCAACCAAAAUAGAUAUGCCAACCAUGAGGCGCAAAAGGCUAUUGUUGAACUAGGACCAAGCGUUGGCAACUUUCAAAAGG
Messenger RNA from Linderina pennispora, 1453 nucleotides. RefSeq lists its product as uncharacterized. The coding region runs from base 35 to 1342 and encodes 435 amino acids. Lineage: Eukaryota; Fungi; Kickxellomycota; Kickxellomycetes; Kickxellales; Kickxellaceae. The record is from RefSeq and is a predicted model, not a curated record. Gene Ontology annotation, molecular function: zinc ion binding; ubiquitin conjugating enzyme binding; ubiquitin protein ligase activity. The transcript has a single exon. Gene Ontology annotation, biological process: ubiquitin-dependent protein catabolic process; positive regulation of proteasomal ubiquitin-dependent protein catabolic process; protein polyubiquitination. Gene Ontology annotation, cellular component: cytoplasm; ubiquitin ligase complex.